AUAGGGCUGACGGAAGCAUAAAAACAGACCGGUUCGCCCAAUCUAAACACCCCCGGGUUCUAAAUUACCUACCUACUUAUUCAUCUCUUGUUAGAGCUUCCCAUGCGAAAGUAUGCCCGGUUCAUCAAGAGCGAAAGACACGAAACCCAAUCAAACCAACUUACAACCCAAAGACCAAGACACCGAUGAUGAGCCCGUAAUAUCCGAAAGGUUUACCCCCGAAGAAGAAACAAACCUUCUGGGGGAAUCCAACGACAAGAAAUCCGAAGCGAACACGCUAUUCUCUUCGGCAAAGUACGAGAAUGCCAUUACCAAAUAUGAAGAGGCUACUUCGAUAUGCCCGCACUACCUAAAUUAUGAGCUUGCUGUUCUGAAAUCUAACAUCGCCGCAUGCCAUCUUAAACUCGAUCAAUGGAAAGAAGCCAUAAAAUCUGCCACCGAUGCCAUAGAUGGCUUGGAUCGUUUAGGGAAGGCCGAAGCUAGCCAGGAGCAAAAUUUAGAAGAGAAGAACAAGAAUAAUAAUACUGAGGAUGAUGGGGUAGAAGAGGAGAUUGUCAGUUCCGGAGCCCAGAGAAGCGCACCCGCGGAAAAGGAAGGAGGUUCUGCCGAAGUGAUGAGGCGGAAACGACAAGAGGACAUCUUGCGGAUUAGGGCUAAGGCUUUGAUGAGACGAGCUAGGGCAAGAAGUGAACUAGGUGGCUGGUCAAAUCUUGCUGGUGCUGAAGAAGACUACAAAAUUUUAUCGACGAUGACAAACCUCAGCUACGCAGAUCGUAAGAUCGUCCAGGCCCAGCUAAAGAUUCUGCCACCAAGAACCAAGGCGGCCCAGGAGAAGGAAAUGUCGGAGAUGUGGGGGAAGUUGAAGGAUCUUGGUAACGGUAUGUUGAAACCGUUCGGACUCAGCACGGAUAAUUUCCAAAUGGUUAAGGACGAGAAAACUGGCGGCUACAGCAUGAACUUCUCACAAAACGGCACAGGCUAAUACCCUUUGAAAUUCGACUGAUGAUCCUAGUGUUGGCGGACAACUUAAAGAUAUACCUUGAGAGCAAAUAACUUCCCGGAUGUUGUGUUUAGCGCUAUCCUU
This is a messenger RNA of Annulohypoxylon maeteangense, 1084 nucleotides long. RefSeq lists its product as uncharacterized. The transcript has 3 exons. Bases 113 to 982 code for a protein of 289 amino acids. Lineage: Eukaryota; Fungi; Ascomycota; Sordariomycetes; Xylariales; Hypoxylaceae. Gene Ontology annotation, molecular function: protein binding. The record is from RefSeq and is a predicted model, not a curated record.